AUGGACGAGAACGACAAGUUGGAUGACAUUGUCGUUGUGGAAAAUCUGAACAGCGCAAGGUCAAAUAGGACGAAGUCGAGCAGUACCAAAGCGAGUGGGAGAAAGGCUGCUGAGAAGAACUCAGAAACACCUGAGGAAGAGCUAGACUGGAAGUCUGUCGCGUACGCAUUUUUCAAGCCUGAGGUCACCAUUAAGAGCGACACAGCAGGGAAGCAUUCGCAUGUGUUCCACUGUGCCAACCGAGGUUGCAGAACGAAGAUCGCCAGGUGGCUUGACAAGGGUGAUAAGGGCUCCACCGGAAACAUGAGGAAACAUAUCAAGGCAUGCUGGGGAGAGGAGGCAUUGGGAGCAGUGGACCAGAUGAAGACGGCAGAGGAAGCGCGCCCUGCCGUAGAGAAGUUUACACAGUCAGGAUCUAUUAUGGCAUCAUUCGAGCGCAAAGGCAAAGGGAAGGUGACGUACUCAAGUUGCCAACACAGCUGGCAGGAGGCCAGGGCGGAGAUCAUGCACUGGGUAUCCGAAAGUCUGCGCCCGUUCACAAUUGUCGAGGAUCAGGCAUUUCAGAGUUUGAUGAAGAUGGGGCACCCAGAGUAUUGGAUCCCUUCUCGAUGGACGGUAGCACGCGAUGUACACAAGGUCUUUGCUCGCUGUCAUGCAAGAGUGGCAAAAAUGCUCCAGGAGUUUGACAGCGAGCUGAAUUUCGCCACGGACGUGUGGACCUCGCCAAAUAACAAGGCCAUUGUGGCAUUCACAGUCCAUCUUCAUCACAAGGGUGUUCCCCUCCACAUGGUGCUCGAUGUCAUUGAGGUAGCCGAGGCCCAUAAUGGUGUGAACUUGGCCACCGCGUUCGCAAAGAUGACGGAGGACUUCAAUAUCACUAUGAAGUUGCUUGGAGUAACAGCCGACAAUGCCACCUCCAAUGAUGUUAUGAUCGAUGAGCUCGUCAAGCUCAUUGAGUCAUUUCAGGGCCAAGCAAACCGAUCGCACUGCUUCGACCAUGUUGUCAAUCUCGUGGUGAAGACUCUGUUGCAUCAGUUCAAUGUGGCACCUGGGAAGGCCGAUGCUGCUCUCAAUGAGGCAGAAAAAGCACUGAUGGAGCUCACAAAAGACCUGGAUGUGAACAUCACUGAAGAUGGUGACACUGCAGAAGAAGAUGUGGACAACUUGGAUGGAUGA
Sparassis crispa is the source of this 1176-nucleotide messenger RNA. RefSeq lists its product as hypothetical. The transcript has 5 exons. Bases 1 to 1176 code for a protein of 391 amino acids. Lineage: Eukaryota; Fungi; Basidiomycota; Agaricomycetes; Polyporales; Sparassidaceae. The record is from RefSeq and is a predicted model, not a curated record.